Messenger RNA from Prorocentrum cordatum, 1096 nucleotides. The record is from the annotation of a GenBank genome assembly. Lineage: Eukaryota; Dinophyceae; Prorocentrales; Prorocentraceae.
AGAUCCGCUUCCAUUUCAGCUCAAGCCGUACUCUCCGGACCCGAGUUGGCACCUCUUCGCGGCGCCUGAGCUUGCGGUCCACCCGGGCACUUGCCGAAGGCGCACGCGCUUACAGUGGAGACCCAUUCCACGGAGUCUUCCCGCCCUCCCGCGCGCACCGGGGGCCAUGGCCUCUUCCUGCACGGAGCUCGGCUGCGGCCUGGGCGACUCGACCCGGCGCGGGCCCCCGGAGGGCGCGAGCCAGGACUCGGGCGGCGGCGGCGGCGAGCUCACCCCGGCCUCCGCGGCCUCGCCCGCGCGCGAGGAGGGCGGUGUCGCGCCGUGGCCCCGGCCGCCGAGCUCGCGCCACUCGGGCGCGUCGCGGCCGAGCUGGGCGGACUUCCCAGUGGACCCGGAGGAGGGCGGCGGGCGCCGCGAGGACACGUCGCCAGAGCUGGGUGCCGCCGCCGGCGCGCCGCGGCCGUCGCGGGCGGCAGGGCAGGCGAGCGCGCUGGCCCUCGAGCGCCGCCAGCGGAGGAUCACCGCAGCGAAGGCCUGGCAGUCCGGCGAGGCGACGACCAUGAUGGUGCGCAACCUGCCCCCCGCGCUGACGCAGCAGCAGUUCGUACGCGAGCUGGCCGCGACAGGCUUCGAGGGCGCCUAUGAUGUCUGCUAUCUGCCCAGGGACUUCGCCUCGAGGCAAUGCAAGGGCUACUCGUUCGUGAACUUCCGCAGCGCCGCCGAGGCCUCCCGCUUCCGCAACGCCUGGCACGGCACCAGCAGGUUCAAGGGCGCCCUCCUGAACGUCUCCCCCGCGCGCAUCCAGGGCUACGAGGCGAACGCCCUGCAGGCGGCCUCGGCCCACGUGGCCAAGGUGCGCAACCCGAGCUUCCGGCGCAUCGUCCGCGACCGGCACGAGUGCGGCUCCACGUGCAGCACCCGCAGCACCGCCUCGCCGCAGCCCUCGCCGCAGCCCUCGCCGCAGCCCUCGCCGCCCACCUCGCCGCACCACUCGCGGCUCCUGCCGCCGGGCCCCGAGCGGGCCCCCAGCGGCCUCGGCCCCGCCGCGCCGCUGCUGGCGAGCUCUCCGGGCAGCGGCGCCCCCGGGCACUGCGGC